Molecule: messenger RNA, 2513 nt
Organism: Astrephomene gubernaculifera
Lineage: Eukaryota; Viridiplantae; Chlorophyta; Chlorophyceae; Chlamydomonadales; Astrephomenaceae
Source: the annotation of a GenBank genome assembly
CUUGACACAUGCCAGUAUGCAGGUGCACCUGAUUACGAUCACAUGGCAGCUGUUUUCACUUUAUGCAACCCGUGCUGCCUAACCGACGUUGAGUUCUAUGCUCUGAAGGUGCCCUAAUGACCUACAUCAUGCUUGAUGGGAAACGGCUUGCCCACUAUUUAGUCUCAAAUUAGGGCCGGUCAUGGAACAGCUUGUUGCUUUUAAGCUUUCGGACAAGCAUGAAAUUUGGGCCUCGGCCCUUCAGCGGAGGCAAACCUGGGAGACUUAAGAGCCUAAGGACAGCACACUACCCUAAAUUAAAGCGGAAUGAAGCAUUUCAGUGAACUGGAUGUUGGAAGGCUUUACACCUUCUUGUUCUUCGGCUUUUCAGUUCUCUGCAUCUGCCAGUCAGCGUCGCUAAGGCUACGAUCACAGCAGUUUAAUGUCAGCAUUGUGCUGCAACCUGCAACGGCAGAGGAUGCAGCGCGGUACUGUCUUACUGAGAGCUCGCUAUCUGGGCCGGGCAUCCUCGCGCCUUUGACGCUUGUUCUCUAUGUCCUACAAGAGCUCGUUACUACGAAUUCCGCACUUUUACAGUCGAGCCUCCGGCAGGACCCCGCGUCCUACAAGACAGGCGGCAGCAGUCUGUGGGUGUUGGACCCCUGGGGCAGCUGCCGCGCCAUCAUCCUGCCCUCCCGCCUGGCUGGCUACACGGGCGCGGUGGAGCUGUCGUGGGUGCCGUGCUCCUGGUCGCUGCAGUACGUGUGUAUGGAGUACGACACGGCGCUCAGCCUGUCAGCGGGGCUCACGCUCCCGCACAACCUCUACCGUACACCCAACCCGCCGCCGCUGCCGCCUGCCGUACCGCUCACCGCCGACCCGAGCAGCGGCCUGCCGUACAGCGGCCUGCCACCCGGGUACCGCCUGGUGACGUCAGGCGUCAAGCUGGGGUACGGCAGCCCCCCGGUUGGUGCCGUACGCUUCUCCGGGUUGGAUGCCUUCCUUCGGCUGGGCCCCGUGGUGAACAUCGUGGGCAGAUGGAAGCCCACGGGUCUGGACGCGCUGCGAGUGGUUGCCGCGGGCGACACCUCCAACGUGGUGGAGCUAGCAAUGGCCAACUCCGACCUGCCCGACUACUUUGGGGACUCCUCCGCGGCCGCCUCAUCCGGCAGCGCCCCCGUCUGGGCCGCCAACCCCAUGAGGCGGGAAACGGACGGCCUCAACAGCAGCAGCAGCAGCAGCGUCGGGAACAAUAGCGGGAACAGAGACAGCAGUAGCGGAAACAGCACGGAGGUAUUGCGUACGUCGUACAUCCGGCGUGUGGAGGGCUGCAGCAGCAACACAGCGGUGCACCGGCUGAUCCUGGUGAAUGCGGAGGGGGCGGCGGCGGCGCAGGGGGUGGUCCGCUGCAUCGCUAACUUUGGGGAGGAGGUAGCUCCCGGUGGCUUUUUGGCCGCGGUGGAGGGGUAUUACGUAAGCAGCGGCAGCAGCAGCACCGCACGUACCUCCUCCACCUCCAAUUCCUCCGCUUCAUCACCCGAUUCCUCCUCCUCAUCCUCAUCGCCAUCCUCGUCCCCCUCUCUCGCCACCACCUCCUCCACCACCCCGUCCUCCUCCUCCUCUUCCUCCUCAUCCUCAUCCACCCCAAGCAUCGUGCAGCUCUGGUUCGUCUGGGCGGUGCCGGAGAACUACACCACCGCCACCGACCCGGCGGGUCGGUCCGGUUUCGCGGUCGGCGGCGUGCAUUCCGUGGGUCCUCGUCUCACCCCGGUUGUGCCUCGGCCGCGGUGUGGGGAGGCGCGGUCGCUCAUUCCCGCGGGGGGCAGCAUCAAGGGAGCGGAGUGCGGGCAGUUCAGCAGCGAGUCGUAUGCCUGUCCGUCGUACAUGUGUUGUGGGGCGGCGAGGGGGAGGGUGGGGCUGUGCGGCACGGACCCCUCGUCAUGCCUGCUCUCCUCCUGCGACCCGCGGUUCGGUUUGUGCGGGGUUGUCCCCGCCGACACGCUGGAGGUCACCCCGCACGAGGGCAUUGCGGGGGUGGCUCCCGCACCCAGCCCGCUCUCCACCCCGCCGCCGUACGUGGUGGACGAUGGCAGUAGCACUAGCAGCAUCUACGGCAGCAGUAGCAGCAGUAGUGGCGGUAGCGGUAGUAGUGUGAGUACGUCGACUGUGCGGUGGGGCUCCUCUGCGUACGUGCUGGACAAGAGCAACACCUUCACGUACGCGGAUGCGGUGGAGCGAUGCAGGUCGCAGACCCUGAUGGGCCUCACCUGGCGCCUGGCGGGGCUCGCGGACGCCUUCGCCUUCGAGGUCUCCCUGCUGGCCCGCGCGCCCUUCCUGCAGCAGCUCAAUGCACGUGUUGCCUGGGUCCGCCCCCGCCCCGACAACACCCCUCCCGGCCUGGCCGCCCCCGGCUGCCUCACCGUGUCCUGGGCUGCGGACGCCGGCAGCGUGCAGCUGGUGCAGGUGCAGGCGGCGGACUGCGGAGGCACGGCGUCGGCGAUAUGCAAGGCGGAUUGGCCGGUGACACCGUCGGG